Medioppia subpectinata is the source of this 948-nucleotide messenger RNA. NCBI's taxonomy places the organism in Eukaryota, Metazoa, Arthropoda, Arachnida, Sarcoptiformes, Oppiidae. The record is from the annotation of a GenBank genome assembly.
AUGGUCAAUUCCAGGGUCCGUCAAAUAAAUGUCCGUCUCUAUGAAAUCUGUGAUGAAUUCUCUGUAAUAAUCAAAUUGCUGUUUAAAUAUCUUAAAUGCAACAUCGAGUUUAUUGAGCAAGAUCCAAAUGCAAAAGGCGAUUUUAUGCCAAAUGGUAGUUGGGUAGCAAUAAUAAGCAAAUACAUACGAUCUGGAUCAUUUGCGAGUAUAGUGUUUGCCUUAUGGCUCAUAAAUUGUCUCUUUUGGGACCAAUUAUUUAUGAGUAAUAUAUUGUCAAAUCUGGCGAUCAUUCCGUUGUCGGGAAUUAAUAGUCUUCAGGACAUUAUCGACGCAAACAAUACCGACUUAACGAUAAUGGUAGACAAAACCAGUUUUGCAUACAACCAUUUAUUGAAGACAAAGUAUCCGAAUUUAAAAUAUAUUAAUAGCAAUCAAUACGAUAUACAAUGGAAGACACAUAUACUGCCCAUAAUAAACGGAAAAUCAGUGUUUAUAUCGUACGAGUCGUUGAUAAAUGAGAUCAUUUAUCUCUACCCAACUCUACCGCUGCAUAAAUCCAAUGAAAACCUAAUGCUAGCCAUUGGCGGCGUAUUAGUCCGCAAACAGUUUAACCCGUGGAUUAAAUACCAAUUUAAACACAUGUUUAUCAUAAUGAAAGAGACGGGACUAUUAUUAUGGCAAACGAGGGUUAAUAAAAUGAUUGCCAAAGCGGUAGCAAUGAGAGAGCUCAAGAGUGGCUCCGAAAUAGAUUCGCCGCUAAAUGUAGACACAAUUCGGGCAUUAAAUCUAAUUGACAUUCAAGGCAUUUAUAACAUUACAGUGGACAUUGACAUUUUGCAUUUUAACGUGUUCGUCAUUAUGAAUGGAAAGUCCUGUUUGGCAAAUAAGCACAGUUGGGGGUAUUUUGUUAGCAAAUGGCAGUUGGACUGGAAUUAUGGCAAAAAUUAA